AAGUGACGUCAGUGAGGUUGGGGCGUAUAAAAGCGCAGGAGUGGGCGGGCUGAGUGACAGAGUGUUUUUGUGAGAGAAGUUAAAGAUGGUGCAACUUUCUAAAACUGGAGCGAGAGACAUGCUCAAAGCUGGUCAUCCGCCCGCAGUGAAAGCUGGAGGGAAGAGAGUGGUGAAGAAGAGUGCUGAUGAUAAUGCCAAUGUGGAGAAGGAGCCCAAGAAGGUGGAUAAAGCCAGGUCCCUGCCGACUCCUUCCAGAAUGCAGCACCUGAGUCUGCUGCUGGCUGGUCCACUUGAGAAGCUGAGUCAUGAUUUCCCAGAGACUCCAGUUUCUGUGCGCCACAGCAGAGUCCGACCGAGCGUGGAGAAACCUCACGUCCCUCGCCUCUCCAUCUGCAUUCAACAGCCACGCAAAUUUUGAGCCAAAAUGGCUUUCACUGCUGAGCUUCUGACAACAUGACAUGCGAAAGACAACCAGGAUGUUUUUGUAGGUGAAUCAUGGAUGUAACAAAGUUACUGUAAUGUGACCUGAUCAUCUUGUUUGUAUCUUUUAGAGCUUCAAAGGUUUUUCUUCAUGAAUGGUUGUGUGGAAGAUUCAUUAACCCAGUGUGAA
Molecule: messenger RNA, 610 nt
Organism: Carassius carassius (crucian carp)
Lineage: Eukaryota; Metazoa; Chordata; Actinopteri; Cypriniformes; Cyprinidae
Product: death-associated protein-like 1 homolog
Exons: 4
Coding region: 86-418 (110 amino acids)
Biological process (GO): cellular response to amino acid starvation; apoptotic signaling pathway; negative regulation of autophagy
Molecular function (GO): death domain binding
Source: RefSeq, a predicted model, not a curated record